AUGGCGCCGAGUCCUAGGACACCGCGUUCGGCUGCCAGCAACGGCCGUCCCAGCCGCCAGAGAGCAGGGGCCCUCCUAAUCACAGGUUCAAGAAGGCGCGAGAGAGACGCGACUGCCGCCGCAACUGAACCGCCACCGAAACGACGACGAUAUGUUCCCGGUGGCCCCGGUGGAGGUGGUCGUUGGACCGAUAAAGACGGCAACGAUCCUGGCGCUCGACCAAGCGCCGCACCCACCACCCAACCCCGCCCUCGAGCGCGGCAGAUCUCCUCGACUGCAGCCACGAUACCUAUAUAUCCCCGCAGAGAGCGCAGCACACGUAUUCGGACUGCUACGCGCUUGGAACCCGAUGACGAGAUGCAAAUCAGCUCUGCCGCCGCUGUAGCUGCCGCUGUGGUACAGAGCGAGGGGUACAAGCCCAGAGAAGAGCGAGGGUGGGAAGAAUUCCACCCAAAUCUUGACAUCGAUGCCAAUUUCAUAGUCUUCCACGCCGAUGAUGUUGAUGGGGUUGCCAAGUCAACACCAGGGACACCGUUAGCACUUGCGCCCAACCCUGAGUCCAACCACGCUGGGAGCCCUAUUAAAGACGCAAACAUAGCUACAGGCAACACCCCUUUACCUCCUACGAACGGCGUAAUUUCAGGACCGCUCGAAGGCCUGCCCGGAACACCAACGAGAAGACGCUCCAACCGACCAAGGGACUCGUACUUCCCCUACGGUCGCGAUAUUGGCGCAACUCCGAAAACACCCAAGGUUUUGCCCAUCUACAAUCAGACACCUAAAGAACGCCUUGAUCUGAGGCAGCCGCAAUACCGGAAGACCGACAGAAUUCUUCUCUUUGAGAGCAAGAAGUUCGGACAGGCAAAAUAUGUCGAUAAAGCGAUGAUGAAUGUCGGGUACCAGGAGAGCGACAACUUCAUUCGCGAUGAUCAAAAGCUGAUCAAGGCAUUCGACGCGAAUGUCGAAGAUGAAGCGGAUAGCCCCUCUGCGGCGAAAGCCGAAGUGGAUCCUGCUGCACAUAGCCAUGCUCUGGGACGCGUUGAGUAUGAUAUGGAUGAACAGGAUGAUAUGUGGCUUGAAGCCUACAACGAACAGCGCAAGUCGCAAGGCUGGAGCACAGUGAGCCGAGAGCAUUUCGAAAUCACCAUGACCAAAAUCGAAAAGGAAUGGCAUGCGCUCGAGAAGAGGAUACCCAAGCCAAACCCAAAGCCACCGCAAACACACCGCCCGCGUUCCAGCUCCGCCGCGGCCGUCAAUGGCGAGCCGCAGGCGGGCGAAGAGCAAGAUAGUAAAUGUGCUAUUUGUGACGAUGGGGAUUGUGAGAACACGAAUGCUAUUGUGUUCUGCGACGGCUGCGAUCUUGCAGUUCAUCAAGAGUGUUACGGCGUCCCUUUCAUUCCUGAAGGUCAAUGGCUUUGUCGGAAAUGUCAGCUUAUUGGACGUGGCGUACCGACUUGUAUAUUCUGCCCCAAUUCGGACGGUGCUUUCAAGCAAUCUAAUUCGUCAAAAUGGGCCCAUCUGCUAUGUGCCAUGUGGAUACCUGAGGUCAGCCUCGGGAACCACACUUUCAUGGAACCAGUGAUGGACGUGGAAAAAGUGCCCAAGAGCCGUUGGAAGCUGACAUGUUACAUCUGCCAGCAGCAAAUGGGUGCUUGCAUUCAGUGCGGUAAUAAGUCCUGCUACCAAGCAUUCCAUGUCACUUGCGCGCGUCGUGCGAAAUUGUUCCUGCGCAUGAAGAACAGCUCUGGCGCUCUUGAUGUCCUUGAUGGCAGCACAAAUCUCAAAGCCUUGUGCGAUAAGCACUGCCCCUCGGAGUAUGCCAAGGAGAAUGGAGUGAGCAAAGCAACAAAGCGUGCCAAGAAGUACUACAAGAAAACCAUGCGGGACCGCAUUUGGGCCAAUACACAAGCGAAUGCCAUGGCUUUAGCCGCAACACAUCGGAAUGCCCUGACAGAACAUCCUCCAGACGAGUCACAAAUGACCGGGGCCAAGGUGUCGGCUGUGCUGGGCGACCAGAAAAAGGGACAACCUGGGAAACAUGUGUGGAAGCUACCAUCAGGUGCUCCCAUUAUCCCUCAAGCUGUCUUUGAUAUCGUUGACACAUCACUCGCUAGAUUCUCAAUUCUUAAGAGAAGAGAGUUUGUAAGCGAUGCUUGCCGUUACUGGACACUGAAGCGCGAGAUGCGUCGUGGUGCGGCCUUGCUCAAGCGUCUUCAGUUGCAAAUGGAGACUUUCUCCUCAAUGGAAUUGACCAGGCGCAAUUUCGCAGCUAUGGGACCCUCCGGGAAGACACGCUUGUCAAGACGCAUUGAGUUUGCGGAGACCUUGAUCAAAGACCUAGAGCAGCUUCAAGCCAUGUCUGAGGAGGUGGUCAAGCGCGAGGAAGUCAAGCUUGAAGAGGCCAAGCUGCUCCAGACAUUUGUUGAUACGUGUUACUUCCCAGUCCAUAAAGCCUUCCCAGAUAUCAUGGUCAAAGUUUUCAACGCGGAUGAUGGCAAGAAAGUAUUCACCGAUGGUCUGGUUGAUUUGGAGGCGAAAGUCAACGAAAGGUUCUACACGACUACGCUUGCGUUUGCUCAUGAUCUCUGUGAGGUCAUCCAUGUCGGCAUCAAUAACGAAUGGGAGAAACCCGAUGAAGCACAACCCAAGCUUGAGAGUGUGGUUGCGCCGCUCACCAAGAUUGAUUUCUCCAACAUUCGCGAACGUAAGAAGCUUGGCAGGAGAAUUUUGAAGGGCGUCCAACCAAUGCUUGAAGGAGCUCUUCAUAAGGAGGCCGGCAUCACGAACAAAUCUUUCGAAGACCUAAAAAAGGAGCUCGAAGGCAUGAUCGAAGCUAGCUUCGAAGUACAGCAAAAUGGUGGCGGUGGAGCGGAUAGCGAACAAAGCAAAGAUGUGAUCAUGGUCGAUGCUUCAGAAAUCACCGUUGCUGACCCCGCUGACGAAGAAGACGCGGAUAACGAGCCAGAUGAACAAAUCGAUGUUGUCAUGGCAGAACCUGAAGAAGAAGCAGGCAGAGAAGAGGGCAACAUUGAAGUGAAUACCUCGACUCUUAUCAAUGCUGGCGCUGAAGAAGAGAAAGAAGAAGCUGUCACAGUCAACCCGACAGGUGCAACAGAGCAAGAGGAGAUCAAGAAAGAAGACGGCCAGACAAGCGGCAAUGCGCCUGAUACACCACCUGCUACCAAUGGAUAUCAGACGGCACCGCAGUCAUCUCAACCUGGCCCACCGACUCCUCCCCAAUCAAACGGAAGUCUUGGUCAGGACCACACUAAUAUUCUUAUUGACGGUGGCGUCCCAUUCUAUCUCAAGGAAUUCGAUCCCUUAGGAACUUCUGCUCUAUCUGAGCCAGGAGCGGCUGACCAGCCGAGCUCUGCUGCUGCAGAGGAGCCUUCGCCAAUGGAUGAAGAUGAAGCCAAAGAGCUUGGUCCCGAUUCAAACGACGUCAUCACUGCCACAUCUCCUUUGAGUGCUACAAACGCAGAAGCUAGCGUUAUAGGAUCCGCAAAGAAGCCGGCGAAGGCUAAGAAACGUAAGACGACCACUUACCGGGGACGGAGAUGA
Messenger RNA from Truncatella angustata, 3561 nucleotides. RefSeq lists its product as uncharacterized. Bases 1 to 3561 code for a protein of 1186 amino acids. The transcript has 3 exons. NCBI's taxonomy places the organism in Eukaryota, Fungi, Ascomycota, Sordariomycetes, Amphisphaeriales, Sporocadaceae. Gene Ontology annotation, biological process: regulation of transcription by RNA polymerase II. The record is from RefSeq and is a predicted model, not a curated record.